Molecule: messenger RNA, 2804 nt
Organism: Daphnia pulex (common water flea)
Lineage: Eukaryota; Metazoa; Arthropoda; Branchiopoda; Diplostraca; Daphniidae
Product: protein spaetzle 5-like
Exons: 8
Coding region: 215-1468 (417 amino acids)
Biological process (GO): innate immune response; central nervous system formation; regulation of Toll signaling pathway
Cellular component (GO): extracellular region
Molecular function (GO): Toll binding; growth factor activity
Source: RefSeq, a predicted model, not a curated record
AGUCGGUUGGGAUUCAUUGCAAUCCGUUCCACGGACAACUCCACUCAUCUCUUUUUCUCUCUCUCUCUCUCUCUCUCUCACAUACUCACAUACUCAAUCACGUUUCAUCCCUCAUUUGCUGAAGCGUGUAAUUCAAGUGUCAUCCCUCAAUCUUCCGGUUCGUUUCCUUCAAAACACAGUUGACACCGACGAAAGAAGAAAAAUUGCCAUCGUCAUGAAUCUAAUAAUCUUCGUGACUCUGUCAGUCAUCUCGCUGUGCCAUUUCGGCGAUUCUUCCGUCUGGCCGAUCCGUGCGGAUGCCUGGUCUUCAUCAUCGCAUCAAGUGGUCCGGAGAGGGGCGCUUCCGUAUUGGUUGAGGGCUCUGCGGGACGGCGGUCGAUUGAACUCGGCGGAUGGCCGUUUGCGGAAGAAUCGCGACGCGGAAGACGUGUUCCCAGUCGUCGCUGAGCGCUACAUUCAACAAGCUCAGAACGGAAAAGUCAUCGCAUCCAACGGCAAAGGCAACAACAACAACAACAUGGACGACGCCAUGAUUUUCGGCGAGGGCGGCAGCAGCAGCAGCACGGACAAAGUGCUAGUUAAUGGAGCCAAUUCCGGUGGAGCCAGCAGCAUCGAUUUUGGAGUCGAGGAUCCGAUGAAAAAUCGGUCGCCGCAACUGCAUCACGGACGUGCUGCCUGCAACAAGAGCAGCUCGGCCACCACCACCGGCGGCGGCGAUAGCGUCGAUGCGAGCCCCCAGUCGGAAGCGGCUGACGUUUCACCGUCGUCGGUCGACUUCUUCAUCGAUCAACCUGAUUGGGCUCCGCUGGUGAACGAAUCUCAGUGCCAAUCUUACGGGCCGUCGCAGUUCUGCGAGAACGUGACCAAUUAUCCAGCGGAAGCCAUCAGCAAGAUUCUCAUGUCCGAAAACGGAAGCAUACUGAAAACUUUUUUCGCCGACAACACUGCUCAACCGUUUCCGUCAGCCAGUGAAUCGGACGAGUCCAUGGUGUUGGCCCAGCGCAAACCCGGAGGAGCUCCGGCCGUGACAGCGCACGCCAUCAACACCCGAACCAAACCGUUAGAGUCCGGAAACGUUCAACAUCUUUGCGAGUCAAUGACGGAAUUCAAGUUCCCGAAAUCGGCCAAGAAUAAUCAAAACGAAAUGCUGACCAUCGUCAACCAGGACAACAUCUCGCAGCCCAUCACCGUGGAAACUUGUCGGAAUGAAAACCAACCGUGCAAAUACGCCGACAACUUCCCGGCUGGAUACAAAUCAUUUUGCAUGCAGAAAUACGUCACACAUCAUUUGGCGGCCCUGAAAAAUGGCAAGAUCGUCCGCGAAGCCUUCACCUUCCCGUCUUGCUGCGUCUGCGUCCUCAAGCUUUGGGAUGCCCGCACUAACAGCGCAGCAGAAGCGAGGGGCAUUGCCAUGCCGACAUCUCUUCGCCGAAUGGCAUCUGAAGUCGACGUGCAACAAUCGCCCUAGCCAGCUCGAAAUUGGAUUUUUUGACUUGUAGAUGGACGUCGGGGGAGCCAUCGAGUCAUUGAUUGCAAAUAACGACAAUGUCAACGCCACGUCAUCUUCCGACUCCCAGUGAGACUCUUCCGCAAAAGAAAAACACGCCCGAAUAUAUACUCUGAUGCCCCUGUCUCUGUUAUAUCUUUUCGCCAAGGUACUAUAUAGAUAACUAUUUCAGAUAUGUGUGCUCCCCCUCCCUCUGUUCCUUUCAUGUAGCAAAUAACGGGCUGACAGGCAAAAAAAAGAGGAGAGGAGAGAGAUGGACUGUCGGUCCGGCGUAUGUAGUGAGGUACAACGGCGAGCUCACAAACAAACAGUAAUAACUAAGUCUCUCUCUCUCUCUCUGGGUUCCAAAAUCACUCGCCGAUUUUCAGCGCGCUGUUCAAUAAUGCUCUCUCCCUCACACAUGUGCGCGUGUGUGUGUGUACGUGCCGUUGAUUUUUGUUGUUUUCCCAAUAACUUCCCUUAAAUUUAAUUUAUUUCAAGUUGAUGAUGAAGGACCUCGACUCGACAAACAAGAAUCGUAUCCAUAUCAGCCAUAUAGGUUUGAUGACUAUAUUUAUCCCCCCAAAAAAGACUCUCUCUCCCUUUGAUGAUUAUUAUCCGAACUGUAUUCUCAAUCGAUAGAAUCGUAUUACUGUUAUUAUUAAUAUUAUUAUUAUUAUCAUUAUCUUAUACAAGAGCGCGAUUUGACGUUGUGAUGUUCUUGCCCCCUUCUGUGUUUGUGUCACGCCAUUUAUCGCCGCCGUCGUCGUGUGUUAUAUACUCUCUGCCUCUUUAUUCUUCCAUCUUGCGAUUGUGUGUACUGUGUUGUACAGUGCCGCCGUAUGGGGUGGGGUCUGGUUGGGGGUGAGAGUAUUGAUUCGGCUCCGACCUCGUCAGCGGACCGGUACCCGCUCCUGGCGCUUCCUCCCGUCGCCCGCUGUUUCCUCCGCCGAUUCUUUUUUUCUAUUUCAUUUCCCAACACAAUGUGAGAUGAGACGAAACGGUCAGCAAGUUCCAGAUGAUAGAAGAUUGCUCGUCUCUGCACAUCAUCAUCAUCACCCCCCCACUGUUCUCGCCCUUAUUUUUUGUCUUUUUUCUUUUUCUCAGCCUGACUUUUUCGUUCCUUUUCUUGCCGCUGACCAUCUCCUGAUGUGCCUACUAAUGCCUAUUCCUAUUAUAAGAGGUUUUGUGUCACGUAUUUGGCCAAUCUGUUCAGUUUUUAAUUCCCCCUUAAUGAACGUUCAAUCGUGCGCUGUUGUGUUGUACGGGUCACCGAGAUCAUUACGCGACAAAUUAAUAAAUAAUACGAAACAAUUCA